AGCGUGUAGAUGAAGUAUUUUGUUCGCGCUGCACGUAUUUAACAUCAAUUUAAAAUAAGCUAGUUGCGGCCAAUUCCUUCGAGUUCAAUUUUAGCCACUGUAUAGAUCGGUACAAUACUAAAAUCUAUUGCAGUACGCGUUAAUUAUCAAUUUUUGCGGUUUCGGUUUCAUUCAUUGACAGUUUUCAUUCACUUUCGUGUGCAUUUCUAGUAUACAAGAAAGUAAAAAAAAAACUACCAACGUUAUCCGUUAGUUACAACCGCCCCGCCCGCUGCAACAUCAGUUACAAUUUUAUGUGCAUCUUAUAAAAUCUAACAGAACGCUUUUCGACAUUAUAUUCGUUGUGUGGUGAUUAGUUGAAGUUUGGCAUCGUAAUUGUGCAGUAAAAGGAAACGCACGUCAAAAUGGCUGUUAUACUACAUGAAGUCUAUGACUGGUAUAGAGAUCUCAUGGACAAUCGAAGUGAUCCACGUGUCAGAGAUUGGCCCAUGAUGUCAUCACCAUUUCCCACAUUAGCACUCUGCGUAUUAUAUGCCUACUUCAGCAAAUCGCUAGCGCCGCGUCUGAUGGCGAAGCGGAAAGCUUUGGACCUACGUAAAGUACUGGUCUACUAUAAUUUAUUUCAGACAAUAUUCAGCGCGUGGAUUUUCUAUGAGUACUUAAGGAGCGGUUGGUGGGGCAAUUAUAGUUUCAAAUGUCAACCUGUUGAUUACUCCAAUAAUCCACUGGCUAUGCGCAUGGCACGCACGUGUUGGUGGUAUUACAUUUCAAAAUUCACAGAAUUCUUUGACACGAUUUUCUUCAUAUUGCGUAAGAAAAAUGAACACGUGUCCACGUUGCAUGUCAUUCAUCAUGGCUGCAUGCCCUUCUCCGUAUGGAUGGGCAUGAAAUUUGCGCCAGGUGGUCACAGUACAUUCUUUGCCUUGCUGAACUCCUUUGUGCACAUUGUCAUGUACUUCUAUUAUAUGAUUGCCGCAAUGGGUCCCAAAUACCAGAAAUUUAUCUGGUGGAAAAAGUACCUUACCACUUUCCAAAUGGUACAAUUUGUCGCCAUUUUCACCCAUCAAUUCCAAUUGCUCUUCAGGGAGUGCGAUUAUCCCAAAGGCUUCAUGGUUUGGAUUGGUUUGCAUGGCGUUAUGUUCCUGUUUCUCUUCUCCGACUUUUAUAAGGCCAAGUAUACAAAUGCACGCGUGCGCAGUGCGGCGGCGAAAUCCAACACAAAUGGCUAUACCAAAAUACCUGCGACGAAUGGCAAAUGCGUGCUAGAGAGCAAUGGCGAUUUGUCCAAUCAUCUGGUGGCGUCCAAUAAUAACAAGGGUGCUUGCAUGCCCGUUAUGGACGAUGAAGUCGAGGCCAUCAAGUCGAAUCAUCACUUAACCAAUGGCUAUAAGAACGGCUUCGCUAAUGGUCAUGCUUUCAAAGACGGCGAUGGUGUGCUUUCAACAAACGAUGCUAUACUCAACCCAGACAGCAGUAGCUCUAGUCUACAUCAGCGAAAAGUCAAAUAAGCAUAAAAUGUAACAAAUAAAUAAUACUAAUAUAAAAAAAUCACGUAAGAGAAAAGCAACAUGCAAAGAGUAGUUAUCACUUAAGUAUAUACUGAUAAAAAAUUGAUUAUUUUUUAUAUAUACAUAAAUUAUAUAUUUAAUAAUUUAAAAUCGAGUAAAUAUGGAGCUUUUAUACAUAUAAAAGAUGGAAAAGGAAACACAAAUAUUAAUUAUAAUUGAAAAUACUAUACAUUAUAGCAGCAACAAUGAAGAAUAAGCUCUAAGGUCAAACAUGUCUAGAAGUCUAAUCUAGAAUCACCAAGUUGUUCAAAUACAUAAUUUGCGAUAGAUAUGUAAAUGCAAGGAGAAACAAAUGAGAAAAUCAGAAAACACACAUAAGUAUCAUGUAAACAAAAUGAAAAAAACUAAAAAAAAAAACAAAACAAAUUUUAUUUAAGUAAAUUUACAGAAAGAAAAGCGAAUGGAAUGCGCGCCGUUCUUGUGAAUUAAGAAGAAGAAGAAAAGUAUGAGAAGGACGUUAUUGAAAAGUGAAAAAAAGUUAUUGUUUUAAAUUUAUAAGCAUACGAAGGUAUUUUACAUACUCCAUACACAUAAAAUUUGAAAACACAAAAAAAGGAGAAAGAGAACAAAAUGAAUCUUAAAGUUGUACACAAAUCUCAAACCACAGGGAAUUUAAACGGACAUAAACUUGUAUGGCUAAUAUUACACCUGUACUACUAUACUACUUCUAUUUACUACUAUGUACUACAAAAACAACAACUGCUACCAAUUGACACCACUACCACCAACAAAUUGAAAUGCAUUUUUUACCCCCUCUUUUUUUUUAUAGUACAGUAAUUACACUGUAGCAUGCGCAGGCGCCUUAUUAAAUCUUAGCAUUCACCCUCAGUUAUAACGGACCAGUCGUUUAUAGAGUUGUGGUUACGAGUAAGACGUAAAGGCGCUUGCGCAAUGCAAUUUUAUACAUUGACCUACCGAUAUCUUAUACUUAUGUGUAUAUGUAUGUAUUUAUAAAGAGAUAUUAUUGUAAAUUUUUAUAAUCCAUUGGG
Anastrepha obliqua is the source of this 2557-nucleotide messenger RNA. RefSeq names its product elongation of very long chain fatty acids protein 7. The transcript has 8 exons. The record is from RefSeq and is a predicted model, not a curated record. Bases 405 to 1508 code for a protein of 367 amino acids. Gene Ontology annotation, molecular function: fatty acid elongase activity. Gene Ontology annotation, cellular component: endoplasmic reticulum membrane. Lineage: Eukaryota; Metazoa; Arthropoda; Insecta; Diptera; Tephritidae. Gene Ontology annotation, biological process: very long-chain fatty acid biosynthetic process; fatty acid elongation, polyunsaturated fatty acid; fatty acid elongation, saturated fatty acid.